AGUCUUGUUUUUACUCUGCUUUAUUACGCGAAGAGGGUAAUAGGAUUAAUCAAUAACGUAUCUACAAAGGAAUGACGUUCAACUCUAAGCAUUCUCGGGCUCAUAUUAGCGUUCGGUAUCGUGAUGUAAGCACAGAUGUUAUAUAUCGGUUUAAUGCUUUCAUAUUGUGACGCUGUAGUCCUGAAAUCAGUGUACCCGGUCGUCUGCUAGCAACAUCAGGAUGAACGGCUUUCUGCUUCAGUUGUCAACUUUACUUUUUCACCUUUUAUGUGUCAGCGAGUCUUUCAAAGGGAGAAUUCCCAUCGGUGCUAUCUUUGAUACUGAGGACGUUCAGACCAAUACGGGCUUUCAAUAUGCUGUUGCCCACAACAAGAGGAAAAAUAACGAAAAGUUUGAGUUAUCUGCCCUUGUUGAAGUAAUAGAUGUAGAGGACAGCUAUAAACUAGCAACGUCAAUCUGUUCCCAUUUGUUCAGCGGAGUGUUCGUAUUACUGGGUAGCCGAUCUUUCCACUCCCAGGGUAUCAUCGAGUCCUACACGAGUAGAUUUGCCAUGCCUUACGUCACCACCAGCAUACCCACAGGAUUGGGAGGUCGCACGGGAUACGAGAUCUACAUGAAGCCGCCUGUUACCGAGGCAUUGAGGGAUAUGAUCCUAGAAUACGACGUGAAAGACGUCCACUAUGUAUACGAGUCCGAUGCAGGACUGGUAAAACUGCAAGAACUGCUAAAGAUACUAAAUGGAACUGAUGUCAAGGUCAGAUGGCAUCGUAUUCAUAAUAUCACCAACGCUCAUGAAGACUUAAGGAAGCUUGAUCGAGUGUACCCCGGUUACAAGAAUAGCACGAUUCUAAUGGAUUUUAACGCCGAACCAGCAUAUGAUACAGUACUGGAGCAGAUACGAAAACUUGGAAUGAACAGAAGAGGCUACAAAUACAUACUUGGAACAUUGAAUAUUUUGAAUCUAAACCUGAAACGAUUUACUCACGGCGGAGUUAAUAUUACGGGAUUUCAGUUACUGGAUUAUUCCGCUCAUAAUGUAAUGGAAUUCCUAUCAAGAUGGCGUUCACUUCCGUCGAAUAUAUGGCUAGGAGCUGGAAGAGAGCAACUAUCUGUUGAUGCUGCUUUAGCUGUGGAUGCCGUAACGGUUGUGCAACGAACCAUUCAAUCCAUGUUGAGGAAUAAUACCGAAGUAUUCCGAACAACAUUUCGUCGAGGAGACGUAUAUAACAAUAAUCGGACCAAAGGUAUUCCGUGUAAUGACGGAAAUCCAUGGAUGCAUGGAGACGCCAUUAUACAUAACAUCAAACAGAUUGAUCCUAGGGGCUUAACAGGACACCUAGAAUUCUCCAAAACAGGAAUGCGUAAAGGUUACAAACUGGAUGUGUUCAAAGUUGCCCUUAAACAUGGACCCAAUAAGAUUGGGGUAUGGAGACCACAAGAGGGGUUCCAGGUCAUAACUCAUGCGAACGAAACAAAUAAUGAUACUACUUUCAGUGAAGAAAUCAUAAGGGUCACAAGUAUACUGGAGAAACCAUUUUUGAUGCUUAAGGAAAUCCCCAAAAACGGGGUACCACUUCUGGGAAACAACAAGUACGAAGGGUACUGUGCAGACUUUAUCUAUUCUAUUGCCAAAAAAUGUGGCUUUAGCUACGAACUCCGACCAAAUAAGGACGGGGUUUACGGAAGAAAAUUCAAAAACGGUUCCUGGAAUGGAAUGAUUGGGGAGCUGAUUGCUAAGGCUGCUGAUUUAGCUGCAGCACCACUUACCAUAACGAUGGAGCGCGAAGAAGCUGUGGACUUCUCUAAACCUUUCAUGAAUACUGGAAUAAGUAUUAUGAUUAAGAAACCAGAAAAACAGAAACCCGGAGUGUUUUCAUUUAUGAAGCCAUUUUCAAUAUCACUAUGGAUGUGUAUAGUUAUUGGAUAUUUUGUAGUUAGUUUUGGAAUCUUUUUAGUAAGUCGAUUCAGCCCAACAGAAUGGAAGAGAAUACGAAUGAGGUCUGGGACAGAAUACCUUAAUAAAUUUACCUUAAAAAGUUCUCUGUGGUUUUCCAUGGGAUCACUUAUGCUUCAGGGAAGCGACACCUGUCCAAGAUCUGCCGCCGGUCGGAUUAUAGGAGGGACCUGGUGGCUAGCUGUGCUUAUUGUGAUAUCGUCCUACACCGCUAACCUAGCAGCUUUUCUUACUAUAGAACGCCUACUAACACCUAUAUCGUCCGCAGAUGACCUGGCAAAUCAUCCGGAUAUGUCGUACGGUACAUUGGAAUCAGGUUCCACUCAAGACUUCUUUAAAAAAUCCAAUGUACAUACAUACAAGAUAAUGUGGAGCUUUAUGAAGAGUCAUUAUCCAUCUGUGUUUGUGUCGACUUCAGCAGAAGGUGUAAGGCGUGUUCGUAGUUCUAAAGGGAAUUAUGCUUUUCUUAUGGAGUCUGUGUACAACGAAUACUUUAUGAACCAGGAACCGUGUGAUACAAUGCAAGUUGCACCAAAUCUCAAUUCCAAAGGCUACGGUGUAGCCACACCGAAAGGUUCCAAAUUAAGGCAAAAGCUGUCUAUCGCAGUGCUACAACUAAUUGAAGAUGGAACAUUGAUAAAGUUAAAGAAAAAAUGGUGGGUAGACAAAGGAACUUGUGGAGCGGCAGGUUCUCACGGGGGAUCCAAAAAGAAGUCGCUUUCUUUAAGCAAUGUUGCUGGUGUUUUCUUUAUCCUCAUUGGCGGUCUGGUCUCGGCGAUAGUUCUUGGUGUAACAAAUUUUCUACGAUCUAAAUCUAAAGGAAAACUAGGCGGUGUCCCCCCAAUUAACAAUGACGCCGCGAGAUCACUUUUAUCGGACUACAGGGAUGCCCCAUUAAACAACGAAAACGGACAAACAGCAACACCUGAUAUCCACCAGUCAGUUCCAGUGAAAGGUAUUUUAAUGAACACAUGCAAACUACAUACAGGAGAGAAUAGCAACAAUUCGAAUCACACUAUUCGGUCAGAAUUUUACGGAAACAUUUAUGACAGGAAAUCACUUCAUGAUCGUUAGACAUUUUUGAACAUUAUUUUUUUUUAA
This is a messenger RNA of Mizuhopecten yessoensis (Yesso scallop), 3055 nucleotides long. RefSeq names its product glutamate receptor 2-like. Gene Ontology annotation, biological process: modulation of chemical synaptic transmission; monoatomic ion transport; synaptic transmission, glutamatergic. NCBI's taxonomy places the organism in Eukaryota, Metazoa, Mollusca, Bivalvia, Pectinida, Pectinidae. The coding region runs from base 221 to 3028 and encodes 935 amino acids. Gene Ontology annotation, molecular function: transmitter-gated monoatomic ion channel activity involved in regulation of postsynaptic membrane potential; glutamate-gated receptor activity. The record is from RefSeq and is a predicted model, not a curated record. Gene Ontology annotation, cellular component: plasma membrane; postsynaptic membrane. The transcript is spliced from 18 exons.